GGUAGAUGUGAGACAGAAUAUUUACAUGGGUCUUUAAGAGGAUUUGGGGACUCAAAUGGAUCACUUUGUAUUUAUCCUACCAGGACCUGGCACAUAGUCCUACCAGAGAGGGAGUGUGUCAUACUUCUGAGUCACCGUGGAGGUUAAUGUGCUACUGGAAGCCACUUUGGUGAAAGGUUAGGGAAGAUAGGAAGUGAGGUGCUGACUCAAGGCUUUACCCUUACGCCUGGAACUGGAAAAUAGAGAGGAUUUUGGAGGGCCUUAAGCGCGGCAAGCAUGACAGAAUCAAGUGCCUCUGAGGUCAUCUUCAUCUCUGUCAAUCACAACCUCACCUUGAUGGGGAAGGUGUGGUUCAUUGUGAUGAUCUUCCUCCGUGUCCUGAUCCUCCUCUUCGCUGGUUAUCCGCUCUACCAGGAUGAGCAGGAGCGAUUUGUGUGCAACACCCUUCAGCCCGGCUGUGCCAACGUGUGCUAUGAUCUGUUUUCUCCCGUCUCUCUCUUCCGCUUCUGGCUGGUGCAGCUCAUCACCUUGUGUGUGCCCUACUUCAUUUUUAUCAUCUACGUAGUCCAUAAGGUCUCGAAUGGCCUCACUGUGGAUCUGAUCUCCUCGGGUCACAUCAAAGCUUUGCCGUUGUUCAAGAACCACCAGGAGUCGUUCAGCAAGACAUCUGUAAACAACAUGGCUGAGCAAGCGUGGGCCAGGCGCUUCACAGGAGCAUAUAUCAUCCAACUGUUGUUCAGAACAUUGCUGGAAGCAGGGUUUGGGGCAGCUCACUACUACCUGUUUGGUUUCUACAUCCCCAGGAGGUUCCUGUGCCAACAAUCACCGUGCACUACCCAGGUGGACUGCUACAUCUCCAGGCCCACUGAGAAGACUGUGAUGCUCAACUUCAUGCUCGGUGUGGCUGCUCUUUCCCUUUUCCUAAACGUGCUGGAUUUCAUCUGCGCCAUCAAACGCUCCGUGCGGCAGAAGAUCAAGAGAAAAAUGAUUGUGGAGAAGAUUUGUGAAGAAGAGCAGUGUUUCCUUUCAGGCAGUGGAGCCACCAGAGUUAUAGACCCAAACGCCUCCCUGGCUCAGCAGGAUCAAGAGACUGAGGCUGGUCCCACAGGGAGUUUCCGAAAGAGGGGAGGCAGCAAGGGAUCCUGCGCAGGGGGAGUGCUUGCUUUAGGUCAGGAACCCGCCUGCCUGGAGCGUGCCUCUCUUUCACACUACCCAGGCUGCAACACCAACGGAAACAACGGUUACUUUGUUACCCAGGAGGAGGCUCUGGAAAGGAACGGCAGUGAGGUGGCUCUAUGCCCCCCAGAGCCACUGGGGACACCUAGAUCCAUUCGUGUUAGCAAACGCAACCGAUUAAAACCGCCACCUCCACCAAGAAGAGAUUUUGGGUCUUCCUCCAGGGAGGCAGCAAGGCCCUUUGGGGACGUUUCCACAGCCACAGCAAUUUGUACCAGAAGGAUGGGUCAGUACACGCUGGUUGAGCUGGCUAGCGGCACAGAGCUACAGACCAAUGAUGAUGGGCAAGAGAAAAGAUCAGAGUGGGUGUGAGUGGAUUGCUUUAUUUCCAGGUUAUUUUGGAACAUAAGGAUGGGACAAAUACAUCUGUGAGAAACAGACAGAGAUAGUCCACGGCUCACACAAUGGUAACAACUGUUGGAUCUGCCAUCCUGCCAUGCUCUCUACCUCUUUUCAAAAUGCAGACUGCACUACCUACACUUGAGGAAAAUCCAAACCUGCUAUGCAUCCAUCUUAGACUCACAAGGUAUAAGGAUAUGUGUGUCUGUUGUAUAAAACAAUCAGAUCACAUUUCCUUUGAGGAGCGCUAGCUGACUGAUGACCAGAAUUCAAGUCGGGAAUAGGACCCUCUUAACAAAACAAGUCAAGAAUAACAGGACACCCUAGCCUUAAGCGUCCUUGAACAAACCCCAACCUUGAGAAAAUCUAAAAGAGUGUGCCCCACCUGUUUCUUCCCUUGUUGGCUUUCACCCCACAAUGUCCAUAAACAAAGACAUGCCUUGACCUGUCCUACAACCCCACCUCCAACCACAGACUAUAUGAUACCACCAUCUCCUUUGUGUUUGGGUCACUUAGGUCAAAGAACAAGGGUAGCCUUGUGCUUGGGGGUUUGGAUGACCUUUUGGAAUAAAAUGGUCAGGCCAAAUAUAAGGCAAUAAUCCGAUAAAGACGGUGUUCUUGAGUUUAUAGAAUUCUUCCGUCAGAAGUGAAGGACACUAUGAAGGCAGACAUGGGCUCACAAAGCAAUUAUGUUACCCCAUAGGGGCUCUGUAUUUAUGGAGACGGCUUGUCACUCUAUUUCAGGGCCUCGCGGAGCUUAGGAGGAAUACAAGCCUUAGCAUACACUGUCACUCAAAAUAGAGCACAGCGGAGCGCUGUAAUGGAGCGGUGUUGCCUGUUGCCCUUCAGGAUAAACGCUCUCUGUCGUCGUGGCUUUGGUUUCACCUUGAUCAAAGCCACAAUUCAUUUUGGUAUGACAGCAGCUCCCACAGUGACACAUCUACCUUAGACAGUAUACCGAAUACAGUGGAGCUGCUGUGCAUUUAAUUAACUUGUUCCUUUGCUCAAAUGUUUUUAGCAGCCAUUUCCAGUUGAAAUCCCUGGACUACCUUACACAGGUGAUUGUAAGGAGACUCCCACAGUUAAUCAUCAUAGUUGCACCUGCCUCUCUAUAGCCGAGGGGCCGGCCUCUGUGUAAACAGAUAGCUUUUGAUGUUCCUCCUCUUGUGGUUUCUUUGUAGGUGACAACAAAAGCUCCCCUCCCUCAUAUCUAACCUAUCUUUUGAGGGCUGCACCCUUAGUGUCAUGAGAGUGACCACGUGGGAUGUCCAUGAGACUCAGCGGGUCUGAAGAUGCCGCAUCUCCUUCAUACACUCAUUGUUUAGUGUAAAAGUGUAAAAAAAUAUAUUUUAAAGCCUGUUUGAUCUCUUAUCUUUCUAUGUUUCAUUGAUUCUUGAAUAUUACAAUGAUGAUGAUGUAACUUUUCAAAGCACUUUAUUUUUGUUUGAUCCAGUACAUUGUGCUGCGGUUGCUUCACCAAUACUGUGGUGAAAGGAUGCUGCCCUCCAGUGACGUGCAAUGUGAAAUGCUGCUUUAUAUUUUAUCCAACACUUGAAAUCAUAUGGGGGCAGUGGGUAAUAUGGCUAAUAAAUUGGUUCCUUUAAUAUUGUGUACAACAAUAUUCCCUAAAAUCCUCAUAUACCGGAUACUGCUACGAUAUAUUAUUCAGCUAAUCCAAAUAAUAGCCUGUAGUAAGGCUCAAACACAUGUUAUUAUCAGAUAACUAACACUAUCUGAGUGCUACCUGCAUUAUUGUUGGUAAGUAAGCACAUAUAAUUACCAUGACAAACAAAAUAACUAUUGAUAGUUGCUCAAAUAUCAGCCGUCCCUAUCCUGAGCCUUGCCCACCACCUAUAUACCCU
Gymnodraco acuticeps is the source of this 3437-nucleotide messenger RNA. RefSeq names its product gap junction delta-4 protein-like. The coding region runs from base 277 to 1548 and encodes 423 amino acids. The transcript has 2 exons. The record is from RefSeq and is a predicted model, not a curated record. Lineage: Eukaryota; Metazoa; Chordata; Actinopteri; Perciformes; Bathydraconidae. Gene Ontology annotation, cellular component: connexin complex. Gene Ontology annotation, biological process: cell communication.